GUUGAAAAAAAGAAUUUAUUCGGGAAGUACGUAGAGACGUAAUCCGAGUGAAAAAUAAAUCUUUUCAUCUAAUUUUAAUAUAGUUAAGUGUUAUUAUCAAGUGCAAUUUACAUGGAUAAUAUUUUAAUUAGUCUGUAAUUCGUGUGAUCAAGAUGAUAAUUGAAAACCCGGACGCCUUUAAAUCAUGGCUGACUUCCAUAUUGGAGCCUCUGUGCGACGCGGACCCUGCCGCGCUCGCCAAGUAUGUGUACGCGCUGGUGAAGAAGGACAAACCGCUGGACGAGCUGCGGGACGGCAUGCUGGACCAGCUGGACGUGUUCUUGCAGCAAGAAACGAAACCGUUCGUGGACAUGCUGUUCAAAGCCCUGGAGAAUAACGAGUACGUGCAGAUGAUGGAGAAGACACAUCCUUCUCCGCAGCCCGAGCAGGAGAUGGAGAAGGAACAGCCAGCUGAACCGGAGAAUCAUGUAGCCUGUACUGUGUCCCACUGCUGGGCAAAGCCCUGGAGAAUAACAAGUACGUGCAGUGUGAUGCACGUGCAGAUGAUGGAGAAGACACAGCCUUCUCCGCAGCCCGAACAGGUCGAGAAGGAACAGCCGGCUGAACCGGAGAAUCAUGCGCUGGAGAAUGACGAGUACGUGAAGAUGAUGGAGAAGACACAUCCUUCUCCACAGCCCAAGCAGGAGAUGGAGAAGGAACAGCCGGCCAAACCGGAGAAUCAUGCCCUGGAGAAUAACGAGUACGUGAGGACGAUGGAGAAGAAACUAGUUUCUCCGCAGCCCGAGCAGGAGAUGAGGAAGGAACAGCUGGCUGAACAGGAGAAUCAUGUCGGUACCGGGUCGGGUGCGGGUGCGGGUGCGGGUGCGGCGGUGGGCUCGGGCGGCGGCGUGCCGCGCGCGCGCUCGCCGCACGCGGGCGCGGCGCCGCGCCACCGCGUGGUGGUGUGCCGCGCACACACCGCCAAGGUGCCGCCACCCCCCCCGCCGCUGCCGCCGCAGAGGGAACAUACGCUCGUUAAGGUGUUACCAUUGACUGAACUUUUGGAAGAACCGGUGGAUCAGCCGCCUAGAAGGCGGGAUCGUAGAGAAAACAUGCGCGAGGACCGGCGCCGGCGCCGCUCGCGCUCGUGGGAGCGCCGUGCGCGCGCGCGCCGCCACCCGCCCCCGCACCCGCACCCGCGCGACCUGCGCGAGCCCGAGCGAGACGACCGCCGACGACCGCCCUCUAGAUCACCAUCACCCCGCGGCCGUUUCAGGAAUCGUAGCCCACCCGCCGUUUUAGACAGACCUAACACACGAUCUAGAUCCAGAUCACCGGUGCCCGUGCGUGAAAGAGAGCGCGAGCUAGAGCGGGACAGGCUGCGGCCGCGAGAGCUAGACAGAGACAGAAUGUCGCGCGACAGAGAACACAGGGACAGAGCCUCCAGGUCGAGAGACAGGGAACGGUCACGUGACCGUUCCCGCUCGCGCUCGCACUCCGUGUCGCCGGCGCGCGCGCGCGAGCCCGACCACUACAAGCGCCGCUGCCGGGACUUCGACGAAAAGGGAUACUGCAUGCGAGGAGACCUCUGCCAGUGGGACCACGGCGCAGACCCUGUAGUUUUAGAAGAUGCCGCGUUGACCUCUGUGCUCACCAUGCCUCCUGUAGUACCAGAAUACAAUCCCCUGACGCCGGACAUCUGGUGCGGCGCGGGGCCGGGCGCCUACCCGCCCUACCCGCCGCCUUCACUACCGCCCCGCGAACUCAUACCCAUACCCAGAUUACACGCCGCACCGCCCGGACCACCGCCGCCGGGCCCGAUGCGGCCGCCGGCGCCCAACAAGAAGAACUUCGACUACAACCGCCUCGGCGGGAGGAUGCCACCGCGAGCGCAGAACUCUGGUGCGAACUGCUCAUUGGAGGUGAAGAAGGUCCCCCGAGGCCUCAACGACAUCACGCAUCUGAACAACCACUUUGGGAAGUUCGGCAAAAUUGUCAACAUACAGGUGUGCUUCGAGGGUGACCCUGAGGGCGCUCUAAUAACGUUCUCAAAUCACACAGAGGCCAACGUGGCCUACAAGAGCACGGAGGCCGUGCUCAACAACAGAUUCAUCAAGGUGUUCUGGCACAACCCUGAGAAUAAACAAGAGAACCCUUCGCCCGGCGGACAACAGAAGCCGGCCAACAAACAACAGCCGACAUCGCACAACAAGGUGCUCAUAAACAAGGAGAACAUGAAGGCCACCGCCGACAACAAGCAGGCGCUGGCCGCCGCUGAAAAGGCGAAAGAAGCGGUCGCCGUAGCCAACGGAGCCGAGAAAAAGAAAGAGGCGCCCAAACCGAUAGAGAAGAGUAAACAAGUGAUGGAAAUGCACAAACGCGCGCAGGCGUUGUUGGAGACGCAGUUACAACAGCAGGUGUUGCUCAUCCAACGGUUAGAGGGAGGCAACGUGACCGGGCCGCAGAGGGCAGCACUGAUGGAGGCCAUCAACUCGGCUCAGGAAGGCAUCGAGAAGCUAAGGAAGGAGUUAGUGGCGUACAACAGGACGCUCCGACAGAUGCAGGAAGAGACGGUCGCGCGCUCCCUCUCGCGGCUGCAACUGGCUCAGGCAAACGCUAAAAAACCGAAGACAAGAGAAGAGGCGCAGAAGGAGAUCCUAGAUGCAGAGUUGGACAUGUUCACCAAACAGCAGGAGGGACAGGACGUGACGGACAUACAGAAGAAGAUCGCGGAGCUGCGCCGACAGAUGGCGCUGCAGUUCCCCGCGCACCCCGCCAUGCGCCGCCCGCACUCCAGGGGCGGCCGGUUCAACAGCGCGUCACGCUUCACCCGCGCGCCGCCCGCCUUCGUGAACCACAACCAGUCCGUCGACCACCGGCCUAGGGCGCUACUCAUCAGCGGCUUUGAGAGCGACGACUCUGAGGCCCUAAUACAGCAUUUUGCGCAAUUCGGCGAGAUCGUCUCGAAGGAGCUGAACCCGACGGUGCCCGAGCUGGUGCUGGUGUAUGCUGCACGAGCACACGCCGAGCUGGCCGCGCAGCAGGGCCGCCACUACAACGACCGCACGCUCCAGAUCACUUGGGUGGCCAACCCGAAGACGUUCGCGGCGGCCGCGCGCGCCCCGGAGCCCGCGCCGCGCGUCGACGUGCAGCCCGAGACGGAUAACGGACACGAGCAAUCGGUGGGUGCGACGGUGGACUCUCUGCUGCGUUUCGACGACGACGAUGAGGAGGACGGUGACCGCUCCUGGCGACGUUGACCCCGAGCCGGCUGGCGGCCAGCCAGGACACUCUAGUCUAGAUCUAGACCUAGCCCUAACCUAGCCAUACACUAAAUUAUACACUAAAAUAACCAACGAGACGAGAGCGAGCUGGGGCCUGUUCCUCAAAAGCUUGUAACUUGUAAUACAAACGGAUGUCACUUUGACAGCUUUUGGACCGCGAGCCACGAACAGAUAUCCAUGACCAAUCGUCUCCCGGGCGAUAACUUGUAUAUUGGUUAACGGCUAUGUAUGAUGAUCCCUCAUGGACGUCAGCUGGCACUAAAAAAAACUUUUUUUACAUGUUCAUGUGAUCAACCGACGGUCUUUCCACCGCGAUACAACCGGCUGACUAUUUUUUUAAUUCAUGAUAGCAUCUAAACUGUCAUCUGACAAAGUAUCAAGCGGGAGGCGAUGACUGACGAUAUUUGCACCUGGCCCGCG
Molecule: messenger RNA, 3683 nt
Organism: Cydia splendana
Lineage: Eukaryota; Metazoa; Arthropoda; Insecta; Lepidoptera; Tortricidae
Gene: swm
Product: zinc finger protein swm
Exons: 27
Coding region: 153-3239 (1028 amino acids)
Biological process (GO): mRNA processing
Cellular component (GO): nucleus
Molecular function (GO): RNA binding; metal ion binding
Source: RefSeq, a predicted model, not a curated record